GCCGGACCCCCAUUUAUGUCAACCGCCUUCUGACCAUGAAGCUGUCAUUUUGCCGACACAACAUGAUGGACGGACGAGUUUUGUUACUGUUGGUGAGCGUUCUUGUGGCAGUUACAUCAGCGUGGUCAAUCCCGUACUACCCUGUCCACCGAGGCCCCCUUAGAGUGGUCAGAUACGCGCCACAGCCACCACCACACUUCAGACCACAAAUUCACCACGUCCGCCCAGAGACGACCGAAGAGCAAUGGGAGCGUCCUAAACGUGACCACCACGACUACGAGGACCAUGACCACCACGACCACGACCACAAAGACACACGAGGCGUCACCGGCCCCGUUCACACCUUCGUGAAGACCGAUAAAAACGCAAAUUACAAGUGGGGGGUGCGACACCACGUCGGAAACAAAUACGCGUCUUAAGGUGUUAGAAGAUGUGCUGUUUUUAAUUUAUUUAACUCUACUCCUUAAUUUAAUUGGUGUGUUGAUAGUACAAUAAAGUUUGUU
Molecule: messenger RNA, 503 nt
Organism: Ostrinia furnacalis (Asian corn borer)
Lineage: Eukaryota; Metazoa; Arthropoda; Insecta; Lepidoptera; Crambidae
Exons: 3
Coding region: 36-419 (127 amino acids)
Source: RefSeq, a predicted model, not a curated record